AUGAAUUCUCAGGCGGUAACAAACAAAGGUAGUGAGCCCCAAGCUCAGCCAGCCCAGGUGGAACCGAAGGCAGAAUCCAAGACGGAUCUUGCAUCUCAGGAAGACGCAGCCAAGCCUGAUGAAAAGACCUCGACACCAGCCAAGGCGGAUCCUACACCCAAGACAGAGACAGCCACACCUGAACAAAAGGCCCCAGCAAAUCCCAAGAAAAAGGAGACGGAUAGAUGUCCUCGUUGUGGAGCCACUGGAUUCCUUGGUGAAUGUCAAUUGUGCAGUUUAGGAAUAAUGUUUUGA
This is a messenger RNA of Sclerotinia borealis F-4128, 294 nucleotides long. The record is from the annotation of a GenBank genome assembly. Lineage: Eukaryota; Fungi; Ascomycota; Leotiomycetes; Helotiales; Sclerotiniaceae.